AGUUUCUGCAUCCAGAGAGACAGAGUGAAGGCAGAAUGGGGACUCUCCUGCCUUUUGUGGGCAUGGUGGUAGUGAGUUUGUCUCAAGCUAGCAAUAUAGUUGUAACCAAAGCAGCUUUGUCAAGAGGGAUCAACAAAUAUGUUCUUAUUGUUUACUCUGGCGUCUUCUCAAGCCUCAUUCUUCUUCCUUGCUCUUUUGUAUUCAACAGAUCAGCUCGUCUUCCACCACUCACCUUCUCCAUUCUCUGCAGAUUCUUCUUGCUUGGUCUUGUUCAAUGUGUUAUAAAUGUAUGUGCAUAUGCUGGUAUAGAGUACAGCUCUCCUACACUUAGUACAGCUAUGCUCAACCUUGUCCCUGCUUUUACUUUCAUACUUGCAGUCAUUUUCAGAAUGGAAAAACUAGAAUGGAGGAGCAGAACCAGCCAAGCCAAGACCUUAGGGACCCUUGUUUCGAUUUCAGGGGCAUUUGUUGUGACAUUCUACAAGGGGCCAACAGUGAUGAAAACAGAAUCCCUCGGUGUCCCAACUCAUCUACUUAUUUUCUCACCACAAUUAAAGUGGAUAAUUGGAGCCCUGUUGCUCGCAACUGAAGCAUUUAUGCUUUCAACAAUGUAUAUUCUACAGACAAUGGUUCUCAAAAUGUUCCCAGCAGUUUUUACUGUCAUCUUAUAUGUUAACUUCUUCAAUACUAUUCUCUCUUCAUUUUAUUCUUUGAUUUUGGUUGAAGACCCAAGUGCCUGGAAGCUUAGACUUGAUAUAGGAUUAAUUGCGGUUUUAUACUCCGCACUUUUUGGGACUUUUCUGGUUUUCACCUUCUCUGCAUGGUGUCUUAGCAAGGCAGGACCUCUCUUUGUUUCCAUGUUCAAGCCAUUGACUAUUAUUUUUGCCAUUAUCAUCGAAGUUCUCUUCUUGGGAGAUGCUCUUUGUCUUGGAAGUUUGAUUGGUGCAAUCAUAAUUGUGACUGGAUUUUAUGCUGUCAUAUGGGGGAAAGCUAAUGAAGAAGAGAAAUCAAGGGAGGAAAGUGGGUUAGGGAGUUUCAAAUCAUCAAGUGAAAAGGUUCCUUUGUUGCAAGACAGAAUAGAAGACAUAGGGGUUUCUGCAUAAAGAGUCUAAAGACACAUAUUACACAACUGAAUUUUUAAGAAAACCAAGUAGUCCACCCUACAAAUUACUGCCAUGCUUCAGCAGAACAAUUCGGCAUUUUCCUACUUGGUUGAGCCUCCUCAGUGAGAUUGGCAUCCCUUCAGAGAUACUUUCAUUUAAUUACAUUCACUGAGCAAAUCUUAUUGAAGUACUUUACAUGCGAGCAAAGUCCUUAAAACUUUCUGUCGUCUUCAUAAUCAUUCUCUAAGUACUGGCUGCAGUCAUCAUUCAAUAUCUUGACACCUAUAGAAGAUUAAAUUUCUGUAAGUACU
This is a messenger RNA of Rubroshorea leprosula, 1414 nucleotides long. The record is from the annotation of a GenBank genome assembly. NCBI's taxonomy places the organism in Eukaryota, Viridiplantae, Streptophyta, Magnoliopsida, Malvales, Dipterocarpaceae.